This is a messenger RNA of Onthophagus taurus, 897 nucleotides long. RefSeq names its product DNL-type zinc finger protein-like. The record is from RefSeq and is a predicted model, not a curated record. Gene Ontology annotation, molecular function: zinc ion binding; protein-folding chaperone binding. Gene Ontology annotation, biological process: protein import into mitochondrial matrix; protein stabilization; protein folding. Lineage: Eukaryota; Metazoa; Arthropoda; Insecta; Coleoptera; Scarabaeidae. Gene Ontology annotation, cellular component: mitochondrion.
CUUCUGCAGAGCUAGUUUAUGGCUUAAACCACCCGGCGAAUUUUUUGUGUAUUUACAUUUCUCGACAGAAAUUGAACCACUCACAUAGUUAAUUGUGUUAAUUAUCAUCUAUAUUACAUCAUUUAUUUAUAAGGUAGCAACAAUACAGAAACUUGAGUGUAAAUCACUUCAUUUAAUUUCAUUUGCACACACACUGUACACCAAAUCUGACGUUUGAUCUGACGUUUCGUGACACAACUGAGACAUAACCUCACAUUUUUUUUAAAUUAUUUCUAAAUUUUAAUGUUUAAGUGUUUCCCCAACAAAUUCUUUAUUUCCUUUAUUUUAAACGUUUAAAAUUAAACAUUUUUUAAUAAAUCACUUAAUUUAGAAGAAUAAAUUGACACAUGAUAAAAAAAAACAUAACCUCAAUCAGCAUUUACAAUGAACGUUAUAAGACGAUUAUCAACAAGAAUUUUAUCAUACACAAUAAGAAGACAAGUUUUUAAUCAAGAGAUACCUACAUUAAUAAACGGAAUAAAGUUUUAUCAUGAAAACACGCCAAAAUUAUAUCCAAUAAGAAGUUAUAGUAGUGAAAAAGAUACCAAAAAGGCAACAACUAAACAUGAAUUAGGAAAAGUCUCUGGAAAGCUUCAGUUAAUAUAUACGUGUAAAAUAUGUAAUACAAUAAAUAAUCAUUUCAUUUCAAAAGUGGCGUAUGAAAAUGGUGUUGUGAUUGUUACAUGUUCGGGGUGUAAAAGUAAACAUUUAAUUGCGGAUAAUUUGAAUUGGUUCCAAGAUGGGAAACGAAACAUCGAGGAUAUUAUGGCCGAAAAGGGAGAAACUGUUAAAAGAUGUACUUCUGACGGGUGUACCGAGAUUACCGUGGAAGAAAUAAAGAAUCGUAAAAAAUAAAAA